Molecule: messenger RNA, 774 nt
Organism: Ectocarpus sp. CCAP 1310/34
Lineage: Eukaryota; Phaeophyceae; Ectocarpales; Ectocarpaceae
Source: the annotation of a GenBank genome assembly
CUCGCGCCGCACAACAGUCAGUAGGCCGACGGAAGCACGGAAGCCCCGAUCCCUCCCAGCGUCUACCCGACGUUGAUCUCCUCCUCUGCUGGCUCGUUAACCACCAUGAGCGAAAUCAAUGUGUCGAAGCUUAAGGUUUCCGAGCUGAAAGCCGAGCUGGCAAGCAGGAGCCUGGAUGUCAAGGGCAACAAGGCAGACUUGGCCCAGCGGCUGCAGGCGGCCCUCGACGAGGAAGAGUUUGGCGCUAUCAGCAUGCCUACACCGACUGUCGGCGAUGCUGCAACCGAGGCGGGAAAUGGAACCGCGGCAGAGCCGGCAGAACCCGCGGUGGAAGCCACGCCUGCGACAACCGCCGAGGAGGCGACACCCGCCGCCCCGGCAGAACCCGCUUCUACUACGGCCGACGGUGAGGUUGCUGCUGACACGGCUACCGCCGCUCCUGCUGUCGUCACCGCCACGGAUGCUGCCGCCGCUGCGGAAGCCAUGCGGCUGGCGAAGCGCGUGGAAAGGUUUGGCCGCAUCGCUCCGGUGACCGAGCGCGAGGUGGCGGAGAAGAUGGCCAUGCGCCGGGAGAAGUUCGGCCUGCCGGAGCCGGCGGCGGGCGGUAAGCAAGGCACCAAGAGGUCGCUCAACCCCGAGGAGGAGGCCAAGAGGAAAAAACGCAUGGAACGGUUCGGCAUCGUCGAUGAAAAGGAGGAGGCUGCCAAGAGAGCGGAAGCCGAGGUGAGUUUGUUCCCCGUUGGUGGGUGCUUGCUAUUCUUGGUGGUAGUGUGA